AUGUGGGCCGUCCGGGCCGCCGUCCGCGCGGGACUUGGACUCUAUCGCGGGAGCCGCGGCCGCCCCGCCGUGAGGGAUCCGCAGCUUCGGCCCGGCCCUGCGUGUGCGUCCGCCGCCUUCGGAUCCAAGGUUCAGGGGCGCAAGGUCGGAGGAUGGGGCCCCCGGGCGGGCGGGCGGAAAGCAGCGGCCCAGGACCAGGGCGAGCCGGAGGACGCACACGAGGAAGGGGGCGAGGAAGAAGAGGAGGAGGAGGAGCUGCUUAUCCAAGAGCCCCUGCUGCCGCCGGGCGCCCAGCGCGUGUGCCUCGUCCACCCUGACAUUAAAUGUGGGCCCCGGAAGCCACAGCUGACCCGAGCCGAGUGGCAGGUGGCCGAGGCCCAGGCGCUGGUGCAGACGCUGGACGGCUGGUCAGUGGUUCAGACCCACGUGGUGUCCACCAGGACUCCCGACAGCAGGAUGCUCUUCGGCCGCGGAAACCUAGACCUGCUGACAGAGAGGAUCCGGGGUUGUCCGGAGGUCACGGCCGUGUUCCUGAACGUGGAGAAGAUGGGCCCCCUCACCAAGAAAGCUCUGGAGGCCACCUGGGGCGUGCAGGUGUUUGACCGCUUCACCAUCGUCCUGCACAUCUUCCAAUGCAACGCGCGCACCAGGGAGGCCCGGCUGCAGGUGGCCCUGGCCGAGAUCCCGCUGCUCAGGUCCAACCUGAAGAACGGCCUCCUUCACCUGGACGCCCCGGGAGCAGGUUCUCGGAACAUCAUGGGGUUAGGUGAGACGCCCCAGCAGGUGGGGCAGCGCGUGCUGAGGGAGCGGGAGGCCAAGAUCCGGCGGGCGCUGGACAGGCUGCGGGCGAAGAGACGCCUCGUCCACACCGAGCGCCAGCGGAGGGACCUCCCGGUCAUCGCCGUCGUGGGCUACACCAACAGUGGGAAGACCACGCUGAUCCGGGCGCUGACCGGGGACCAGGCCGCGCGGCCGCGGCAUCAGCUGUUUGCCACGCUGGACGUCACCGCCCACGGGGGCCGGCUGCCCUCGCAGCUGGCUGUGCUGUACGUGGACACCAUCGGCUUCCUGAGCCAGCUGCCACACCAGCUCAUCGCCUCCUUCUCCGCCACCCUGGACGACGUGGCCCAGGCGGAUGUGGUCAUUCACGUGCGGGAUGUCAGCCACCCCGACACGGAGCUGCAGAAGGCCAGCGUCCUGUCCACUCUGCGGGGCCUGCAGCUGCCCGCCUCUCUGCUGGAGUCCAUGGUGGAGGUCCACAAUAAGGUGGACCUGGUCAACGGGUACAGCCCCUCGGAGCCGGGGACUGUGGCCGUGUCCGCCCUGCGGGGUCAGGGGCUGCAGGAGCUGAAGUCACGGCUGCAGGACGCCGUCCUCAGGGCCACCGGACACAAGGUCCUCACCCUGCGCACGCGGCUGGAUGGGCCGCAGCUGAGCUGGCUGCACCGUGAGGCCACCGUGCAGGACGUGGACGUGGACCGUGAGGACGGAGUAGCCCACGUGACCGUCGUCAUCAGCCACGCCGCCCUCGGAAGGUUCCGGAAGCUCUUCCCCGGGUAA
Molecule: messenger RNA, 1560 nt
Organism: Elephantulus edwardii (Cape elephant shrew)
Lineage: Eukaryota; Metazoa; Chordata; Mammalia; Macroscelidea; Macroscelididae
Gene: GTPBP6
Product: GTP binding protein 6 (putative)
Exons: 10
Coding region: 1-1560 (519 amino acids)
Cellular component (GO): cytoplasm
Molecular function (GO): GTP binding; ribosome binding
Source: RefSeq, a predicted model, not a curated record